Molecule: messenger RNA, 1024 nt
Organism: Euleptes europaea (tarantolino)
Lineage: Eukaryota; Metazoa; Chordata; Lepidosauria; Squamata; Sphaerodactylidae
Product: probable 2-ketogluconate reductase
Exons: 5
Coding region: 1-987 (328 amino acids)
Cellular component (GO): cytosol
Molecular function (GO): hydroxypyruvate reductase [NAD(P)H] activity; glyoxylate reductase (NADPH) activity; NAD binding
Source: RefSeq, a predicted model, not a curated record
AUGGGGGGGAAAGAGUUGCCUGGUAUUUUGAUCUCUGAAAUAGGAGGAGCAUUUGGUGUACUGGAAAGCCACGUGGAGUUCCUCAAGACACACUUUAAUCUCAUCACGAUGAAGGAACUUCAGAAAAGCAAGGAAGAGCUUCGUGAAAAGAUCAAGUCUAUUCUUGUAUUUGAAGGCAGACCCUUCAUUGACCGGGAGCUUCUUGAAAGCUUGCCAAACCUAAAGGUGGUUGGAAACUCAGGGGUAGGAGUGAAUCAUUUGGAUCUGAAACUGAUUUCUAGCUUUGGAUUAAAAAUAACCAAUACUCCACAUGCUGUUUCUGAUUCCACAGCAGACAUAGGCAUGGCUUUAAUGCUGGCCUCUGCCAGGAGACUCGUGGAAGGCUGUCACAUUGCAGUGUCUCCGCAGACCAAACAUUUCUGUGUUGACUGGUUGGGAGUAGAAGUCACCCGGGCCACCCUUGGUAUCAUUGGGAUGGGCAACAUUGGAUAUAAGGUGGCCAAGAGGGCGAAAGCUUUUGACAUGAACAUUCUGUAUCACAACAGGAACCGCAGAAAAGAGGAAGAAGAACGGGUAGUUGGCGCCACUUAUUGUAAAAGCAUAGAAGAGCUGCUCCAACUAUCGGACUUUGUGAUGCUGGUUGUGAACCUGACCUCGGAGACGCACAAGCUCAUUGGUAAAAAGGAGCUAGGACUGAUGAAGCCCACGGCUAUCCUCAUCAACAUUUGCAGAGGGGCAGUAAUUGAUCAAGAUGCUUUGGGAGAAGCACUACAAAAUGGGACAAUCAGGGCUGCGGCUUUGGAUGUGACAGACCCGGAACCAUUGCCAAGAGACCACCGGCUACUACAGUUGAAGAAUAUUAUUAUAACUCCUCACAUUGGAACUGCCACCAUGCAAGCCCUGUGCAUGAUGACAGAAGAAGCAGUAGAAAACAUUCUGGCUGUUCUGAACGAUCUUCCUAUUCCAAGUGAAGUGAAUCCCAAUUGAUUUUGGUAGAAAAUAUGACUAAUCAGUGGUCUAUUAG